Pangasianodon hypophthalmus (striped catfish) is the source of this 2630-nucleotide messenger RNA. RefSeq lists its product as uncharacterized. Lineage: Eukaryota; Metazoa; Chordata; Actinopteri; Siluriformes; Pangasiidae. The transcript has a single exon. The record is from RefSeq and is a predicted model, not a curated record. The coding region runs from base 1168 to 1461 and encodes 97 amino acids.
CCACAGUCAUUAGAGAUGCCUGUUGAGGGAGAAAGCAAAGCGCAUUUGAUUUAAUAUUAUGAUACAUUCAGUAAAAAAACACCUUCCUGUCAUUCUGUCUUGUCAAGAUUGGUCCUCACCAACAUCCCAGGAGGUUUUUGACAGGAGCAAUUUUAGGCCCACAGUGAGAAAUGAGAAAUAUGAUGCACAAAUAAGGAGUAUAAGUGUGGCAAAGAUAAACAACAGAGAGACUGACACAACAAACAGCCAAAACACACACACAGAGCUGCUUUAUGACAUAAAACAUGAACAACAAGAGUUGAGUAAGUCGAGUGCUUUGUACAAUACUUUUUUCAUCAUGGAUAGAGCUUUAUAGAACCAGAGAGCUGAAGUCUUCAUUUCCUCCCACACACAAUGUAAAUACACUUUUAUUUGCUCCUGAACAAUCAUCUCCAAUUACAGCCAUUUUGUCCUGAGCAGCAGAGUUGCGUUAGAGGAUGUGUGUUAGUAUUCAAUGUAAAGGUGCGGCAUCGCUAAUGGUGGCGAGUUAGAACGUGUCAUUCCUCCACACUGAGUUCAUUUCAUUCUGACUGAGAGGAGAAGAACUUUGUGAAAAACUAUGUGACUGUGUGGAAAAAUGACUCACUAACUCAGCAGUGAGCAAAAUACCCCGUCUUACAAAUAUAAAAAGGUGAUAAGUGUGUCAGGUGAUUACACAGAGUGACACCCCUAGAUCCGAUCUCCAUUUGAGCUGAUAUGUUUCACACACAUCAUUGAUUGAGAAGACGCAUGUGAAAUGCAGUUGCAGGUGUAUGACCAAGAUGGAUUAUUAACUCUGUCAUGCAUUAUCCCCCUCCCAAAAAAAGAGAAAGUAAAAGUCAACAGAUUAAACACACACAUUGUCCAAUCAAAGAACAAAUUACACAAAAGGACCAAUGACAGAACCAUACUUUUUUUUGUUUGAAUUAAAUAGUUACAAGAUUCUGUUUAUUGUGUAGUGGUAUUUGCUCUACAACCUUGGGUGAUUUAAGAGGUUCUGUCUGAGACCCAGAAAUCUAGCGUUGUUCUACACCUUUACUAUCGAAAGCAUCCUGAGCGGUAGCAUCACAUACUGGUUUGGGAAGUGCACUGCUCACAACCACAAAACCCUGCAGUGUGUAGUGUGAGCUACUCAGCCUAUCACUGGAGAUGAGCCUACCUCCCUCCAGGAUAUUUGAGGAAGGGUCUGAGAAUCAUAAAACACUACAACAACCCAAACCACAACCACCAGAACCACAGCCACUCAAACUACAACCACAACAACCCAAGCCACAGCCACCCGAACCACAACAACCCAAACCCCAGCCAUCUGAACCACAAUCACUGAAACCACAAUCACCCGAACCACAAUCACCCAAACCACAACCACCCGAACCCCAGCCAACCGAACCACAGCAACCCAAACUCCAGCCACCUGAACCACAACAACCCGAACCACAAUAACCCAACAACCAAACCCCAGCCACCUGAACUACAACAACCCGAACCACAACCACCUGAACCCCAGCCAUCCAAACCACGACAAUCCAAACCCCAUCCACCUGAACCCCAGAAAUUACCAGAAAUUACCAAUGCAGCUGCUGAUCUUUUUUUAAGUGUGUGUGUAAUAAUUAAUAAUCAUACCUAUUAUGCCAUCAGUGAGACCUUGUGAUAUAAUAUGUAACUUAACACUAAUAGAUUAAUUGUCCAAAUAUUGAUAGAUUAUAUGUUUUUAAGCCCAAACACCAAUACCAGCGUCACUGCAGGGAACAAAAGCCCAAAAGCCCAUGACAUGCGGGUUUGAUGCAGUGUUUAAGCAUGAUGUAGAACUCGCCAUUGACGUGUUUAGGGUUUUGGGUUUUUUUUUUUUUUUGAUUGCAUAGACAUUUAAAUGUGAAACAAACUCAUGGACAUGAUGUGAAAACAAGUGAGAGAAACAGAGGGACGAAGAAAUGGACAGAGGAGGUUAAAGAAACAAAUACUCACUGAUGUGGAGCAGUGAAGUUUCCUCAUAGGAACACAAGGAUUAAAUCUCUGUUUCAGGAAUGAUACUGUCUCACAUUGUCAUCUUCUCUCUCUUUAGCUGUCUUUAGUUUCUCUCUCUCUCUUUCUGUAUAUCUGUCUGUUUAAAUGUCUCCUCCUCUGUCUCUCUAAUCUGUUCCCUCCAGUGUGUCUUCAGUUUGUCUUCUUGUUCUUAUAUAAAGAGAAAAUAUUUCCAUCACACAGGCCACAACAUGCUGAGAGAGAGAGAGAGAGAGAGGUAUUAGUCAGUCAGUCCUCCAUGCUCUUUCUCCAUUGUCACGGCAUUUUUAUUGGAAUUUUAUUCUCUCUUUAUUUUGAUCCCUUUUUAUUUUUAGUUGUUUUAUUGAGUGUUUAAUCAUCAGCAGAUGAACUACCUGAACUCAUAGUGUUUUCACAUUCCCUUAAAAAUUACAUUCACAUUUUAAAUGCUGAAUAUAAUUCAGUAUUUCAUUGUGUUUCAAUGUGUUUUAAUGAGUCUAUAAUGUUAUACUGUCACUAUUUCUUAUGAUCCAAGUAAACAUCCACAUCUAACAAUCUGUGAACUGCACAUGCCAUCCCAGAAUGAUCAUAUUAUGGAAAAUAACGCAACAAAUAAACAUGGAAAGAGGUCA